This is a messenger RNA of Suhomyces tanzawaensis NRRL Y-17324, 3036 nucleotides long. RefSeq names its product Pdr6p (gene PDR6). The record is from RefSeq and is a predicted model, not a curated record. Gene Ontology annotation, cellular component: nuclear membrane; cytoplasm. Gene Ontology annotation, biological process: protein import into nucleus. NCBI's taxonomy places the organism in Eukaryota, Fungi, Ascomycota, Pichiomycetes, Serinales, Debaryomycetaceae. The coding region runs from base 1 to 3036 and encodes 1011 amino acids. The transcript is spliced from 2 exons.
AUGUCCAAUUCUUGGAGUAUAGAUCAAGUGAUAGCUAGUAUUGAAACUUUAUACUCCAGUAAUGAUUCAACCCAGAUCAGAGGCAUACAGGAUCAAUUACAAGUCAUCCAAAGGUCUUCCGAUGGCUAUAAGUUAGCACAAUUACUCCUACAACAGCAAUCCAAAAGUUGCAAAUACUUUGGUGCAUUGACCUACACUGUUUUCAUCAACACUCACCUCGGACCCAAAAUCACAGUGGAUGUGCAAGAUUUACAACAAUUCUUCUCGGAGUUGUUCGAUCAUAUCCUUUUGCUUUCUAGCGUAACAGAUAGAAGUGAAUUUGAAGGGAAUUUGUUUGUGAUAAAAAAGUUACUAAGUAAUGUAUCACUUCUAUUCACGAAUCAUUUUUAUGCUUCUACCGAUCCUAUAGAACAAUUAUUCAGUAAGUUUGGUCACUCGAACUUGCAAUCCUUGGGAGAAGUUCAGGUGUUACUACUUUUCCUUAUGAACUCAAUUCUUGUGGAAGAUAUCAGCAAGCGGGAUGAAUCUUCUCAAGAAUUGCACCAAGUCAUAUAUGAUUCUAUUUUCAUCAAAUUCAAUGAGUUAUUAAAAACCGUUUCAUCGACAAAUGCGUCGAGACAAAUCAAAGCCGCAAUGUUGGACGGUAUCAAUGCUUGGGUAAUUUACAUUAGCAAUGCAGAAGCGAACUCAAAACAACGUUACACUCCAAACGACGUACAGCUAUUAAUUCAAAUCUUAAUAUCUCAAAUUGAUCAUACUGAAAGAAUUGAAGAUGAGGACUUCGAGUUAUUUAACAAAAUUUUUACAAUCUUGACAGAAAUAAUAGAGACCAAUCCACGCAUUUUGGCAGAAGUUAAACCCUUGAUAAAUUCAAUCUUAUUCGACGAGGGCCAAUUCGGUUUAUAUUUCAUUGAGCACUAUAUUCUUAAUAAGGAUGAGUAUGAAGAACAUACGAUGGAGAUUGAAAAUUUCAUCAAUUUAUUGAUCGCAUUUUUGAAUAUGAUCAUAGUACAUUUAUCUAGGAACAUUGUUAAUGAUUCUGUAUACAGAAUUGUGGAAAUUGCCUUGAAUUUAUCUGGUAUACCGGGAAAUCCGACUGCGGAUGAAGCGAUAAGUGAGCUCUUCUUGGGUUUUUGGGAAGAGAUCAUCAACAUAUACAUCGAUGACUCUAGUGUGGUCAAAGAAUUAUUAAAAGAGAAUUAUGAUGAGUUUUUGAUCAGAAGGAAUGAGCUUUUGAUUCGGAUCAGUAAUAUUUAUUGGACGAAAUGCAGAUAUUUUAGAGGGGCAUCAAACGAGUUUGUUCAUUAUAGACUACAGGUAUCCGACUUGUUCAACUUUUUGUACUCGUUACUCAAUACUCAGUUAUAUUCCAAUCUUUGCCAAAGUAUACUAUCUAACCUACCCAAUGCUCAAGAAAUACUGACGCAUUCUGAUCUUGAGGCCUCAAUUUAUUUGCUCUACAAGAUUACUGAUGACUUGACCUUUUAUGAUGAUGACACUACGCAGGAGCUAAUCCCAUUCAUAGAACAAAUGUUCAGCAACAAUUUGAUUGAAGUCUUUGAAAAAAUUUCAGAUUCAAGCAGGCAGAUUCAGAUGAGCCUACUCAAUUUUCUUUCGGCUAUUCCAUUUUUCUUCAAGACUGAAAUUGGAACCCAGUAUUUGACUUCAACUUUCAAUUUUUUAUUCUCAAUCAUCUUGAGUCAAGGAAAAGAAUCAAAAAAUGUGUCUUUGAUCGCUUCCAAAACUGUUCUAAAGAUUUGCCAGGAUUCGAAACAAAGUUUGAUAGUGUUCUUGCCUAACAUCAAUGUGAUAUUGAUGGCAAUGAUUAAGAAUAUUGAGGUAGACAAUUUAAUAAGAGAAAGAUUGGUAAAUUCAUAUAUUUCAAUUGCCCACUCAAUGAAGAACCCAGAGAAGUUUGGAGAAGUCGUUUCGGCCUUGUUACUCGGGAUCAACGAAGCAUCUAUCAAUGUUAUGGACAACAUUGACACAUUAAUAGCUCUGGAAACAGCGCUGGAAAACAUUGAAGAUUACAUAAUCAGUUUGUUAUCUUGUGUUAACGAGGUUGGUAAAGCCUCACAACUACCGGAAGAUUUGNAAGAUUACCUAACUCCAAAUGAAAUUUUGGCAACUAACGAAUACUGGGCUGGGGAUUCCUUGGAGAUUAAACCUUUGAUAAUCUCGAUAAUUAAUCGAUUCGCAUUAUCCUUCCCUCCAAUAGUCAACAAUACUUUGGUGACUGAAAAAUGUUGCAAUAUAUUGAAAAGUGGGUUAAGUGAGCCUAUUAAUGGCCCAUUUAAUUUCGAAUUGGAUGUGAUUUUGAAUUUUCUAAUAGUGAAAUUUAAUCUGUGCAAUUUACCUUCGGUACCUUAUAUUUUUAAAUUGCUCGAAACUGUUGUCAUUACGAAAGCAAAAGUCUUAACAUCUGAAAUGAUUGAUCAAUUAAUCUCUCAGUUAUUUCUUACAAAGCCAUCUAUUUUUAUCGAAGAUAUUGAUUUAAUGAAAGCAUCAAUAGAAUUCUUCUCGACAAUCUUAGAAAAAGUACCAGGCUUGUUGGUACAUUUAUCAGUUUUUGAGUCGCAGAUUCUAGAAUUUGCUCUUUUGAGUCUUCAAUACCAUGAAGCAUUUCUAGUGAAGUCUGUUGCGAAGUUUUGGACUAACGUUAUUACAUUGAAAAAAGGAAACAUUUCCGAUCAAGAGAGAAUUUUGUGGUUAAUGGACAACUUGAUUAUAAAAGGGAGCCCUUUGAAUUACUGUGUUGUCGAAAAAUUGCUAAGCUCAUUUUUGGAUAGUCCCAGGUCCAAUCUAGAUUACUAUUACCCAAUAUUUAGGUGUUUGAUUGUAAAACACCCACUUCUGUCAAAAAGAAGUUUGAAGGCUAUUGUGGAGUCAUUAAUCAAGACUAAUGAGAAAAUUUCUCAGAAUGGCGCUGAUCAGUUUUUGAACAAGCUUAUGUUGACCAGAGGCCAACGUCAAGCAAAUGAUGUGUUGAAAAGAUUCUGGCUAGAAUACAACGGAAUGAUUGAUUACAGCUCUUAA